AAAUAUUGUGAGUUGAAGGUUUAUUUCUCUUGAUUGGUAUCCUCAAGUUUGUAACAGUGAAACAGAACACACACGUUGUAGCAUCCAGGACAACAGAGGCUCUAUCAUGUUCAUCUUUAUGAUUCUGGGUCUGCUGGCUGGCAUCCAGGCACAAGUGACUCCUCGGUUUGUGCAGACAGGAACAGAUUUACUUCUGGAUGUGAAGAAACCUGUUGUUCUGAAGGAGGGAGAUUUAUUUACAUGGACUGUUGGCAGUGUUGCUGUUGUGAGACUAGCUCAUGGUGGUAAACCAAUCAUUUUCCCAAAUUUUAAAUCUAGAGCAGAAUUGUCUGCACAAAAUCACUCUCUACUGUUAAAGAACGUACAAAAGAGGGACAGCGGAGUUUACAGAGCACGUGUUGCUGCUGAGAGGAAAUCAGAUGUAGCUGAAUACAACGUCACAGUUCUGGAUCCAGUGUCUGGAGUGAAGCUGACAGUGAAACUCUGCAGCUCAGACUCCACUAACGUCACAGUGAUCUGCAGCACUGAGGACUCUCUCAUCAACAGCACGUUCACAUGUGACAACCAAACCUGCUCUCACGAGGGAGGAGAGCGAGCAGAGAUCAUCACACCUGGUGCUUCUCUGGACGUCUACCUGGAGCACGGCUCAGUCAUCUGUAACCAUAGUAACCAGGUCAGCUCUACAAGGGACAUCCAAAAGAUUGAAGAUCUUUGUAGAAAGCCUGAAGAGAUAUCUGGGGUUGGUUUCUCUAUCUACAGGCUGAAGAUAUACGUGGUCUCGAUCGGUCUGGUCAUCAUGAUGUGUGCCGUCAUCAGUGUUCAGUCGUAGAGAAGCUUAAGAAGAAAAAAUAAACAACCACCUCUCCCCCAACAAUCCUCUGUGGAGAGUUUGACCACUAGUAGCACAAUGGAGCUACUUGUUUUCUUUUCUUUUUUGACUGAAUAUGUGUGACUUUUGUUUAAGCUGUGUGUAUGUGAGUCUGCAGGGGGCACGGUGGUAUAUACACACUUAUUUCACAGACUUCAUGCUAUUCCACUGAUGGACUGUUGGUGGCGGUAAAACACAGAGAAAUGAAGUUUGAGGAGGCAGAGGAAGAAUAUCAGCAAACAUGGAUGCAAAUAAUGAAGAGAGUAAAAAUACAAUUCUACAAUUCUGCUUU
Labrus mixtus (cuckoo wrasse) is the source of this 1160-nucleotide messenger RNA. RefSeq lists its product as uncharacterized. The record is from RefSeq and is a predicted model, not a curated record. Lineage: Eukaryota; Metazoa; Chordata; Actinopteri; Labriformes; Labridae. The transcript has 4 exons. The coding region runs from base 107 to 829 and encodes 240 amino acids.